Molecule: messenger RNA, 893 nt
Organism: Pocillopora verrucosa
Lineage: Eukaryota; Metazoa; Cnidaria; Anthozoa; Scleractinia; Pocilloporidae
Source: RefSeq, a predicted model, not a curated record
UCAGUGAUUUUUAUUCCCAAAAUAGCCCACGCUGAAGAAAUAUGGAUGUAUUUAAACUCUUUGGGUUCCUGACUCUCCAUAAGAGCAUCAAAGCUCUGAGGUACUGCAUACCAUCUCCUGUAACUCGAUUCAAAUGGAUUUCCGUCACAAAAAGGAACAUCUUUCCUUCUCCAUCGAGAAUAUUCUACGAGACGACUUCUCCCGCGGGGUGAGGAAUAACAGAGUGAAACUAAUGCCACCUAGGUCAACUUUUACGAAGCGUUUGGACAGUGCAUCUUUCCAAUUGCAUGGAGUUCAUUAUUACAGACCAAUGAUUGUUAGAUAUUUGCCCGUUAUUUAUAAAUUGGAUGCACGAUGUUUACGCUUUAACGAGGGAAAUGAACAGAAUAUAGUGACUCAGAAUCCCGCCAAUGACAAAGAUAUUUCGGGUUUCGAGGACGAUUCUUCACUUCAACAUAAAGAAGACGCCAAAACAGACGGAAAUGGCGAUGAAAAUCCCAAACCAUCUAAGAUGGACGUCGGCGAGGACCUGACCCCCAAAAGGAAGCGAAGACACCGGAGCCAUUUCACUCAACAUCAGCUCCAACAUCUCGAAAAAUUGUUUUCCCACCAAAAAUAUCUAACCCGAGACGAGCGCACGCUGUUGGCGAGAGGACUGGAAAUGACAGAACUUCAAAUUAGAAACUGGUUUCAGAACCGGAGAUAUAUGGAAAGAAAAAGCGUUAAAGAAUGCGCGAAACAAGUCAAAGCUAAUGAACUUUAAAGACCGAUGUGAGUUAGAGAACAUUGACGAUUUUCGUCGAGGAGCUGCAAUUAAAAUUAGACAUUGCAUGAAGAAUUUAUUUAUAUAAUGGUAUAGUUAGGUUAUUCAAAGAAAUGAAGCAAAUGGAAAA